Molecule: messenger RNA, 501 nt
Organism: Neoarthrinium moseri
Lineage: Eukaryota; Fungi; Ascomycota; Sordariomycetes; Amphisphaeriales; Apiosporaceae
Exons: 4
Coding region: 1-501 (166 amino acids)
Biological process (GO): translation
Cellular component (GO): ribosome; cytosolic small ribosomal subunit
Molecular function (GO): structural constituent of ribosome; mRNA binding
Source: RefSeq, a predicted model, not a curated record
AUGGUCAAGAAGAGAAAGAACAAGUACGCCCGCCCUCCCGCACUGCCAUCACCCAUCACGCCGUGCUGCCCGCGACCUUCGACGCGCGCAAUGUCGAUACCCAUCUUGCUGCUCCUCGGCGUGGAAAGACGGGCCUCGACAAGGCGCGCGGUCACGGACAGCAUCGGCCGCAACAAGAAGGGCCGCGGCCACACCAAGCCCAUCCGCUGCAGCAACUGCUCGCGAUGCACCCCCAAGGAUAAGGCAAUCAAGCGCUUCACCAUCCGCAACAUGGUCGAGUCCGCUGCCAUCCGUGAUAUCUCGGAUGCCUCCGUCUUCCAGGAGUACACCGUCCCCAAGAUGUACCUCAAGCUGCAGUACUGUGUCUCUUGCGCCAUUCACGGCAAGAUUGUCCGUGUCCGUUCGAGAGUCGGUCGCCGCAACCGUGCUCCUCCCCCGCGUGUCCGCUACAACAAGGACGGCAAGAAGGUGACCCCCACCCAGACUGCCAAGGCUACCUAG